AUGGCUUCUCCGGAAAUUCUGUUCGUUGCAGCAUUUCUUCUACUCUUGUCAUUUUGGGUCGACCUUUGCCAUCAGCCAAGUGAUGAUGAUGAAGACGAUGAAAUAUGUAGUUCACAAGAAGCACUUCUGGAGAAGAUCAAUAUAACUUCUUCGAAUGCUAAUGGUUGGCAAAGGUGUUGCUCCUUUAAGUUUCAUAGGAUAGGAUGUCGGCAAAAAAUUGUGAUUCUGGUCACUGUUUUAGUUUUUGCAAUAAUGAUAGCAUCUUUCGUGCUGAUAUUGAUCGGGAUGGGAAAGGGGCCUAUCAGUUCUGCAAUCGUUGCUCAGGUAUAUGUGGAUGUCAUUUCCGUAAUUGCUUUAUUGCUCGGAGGAGCCUUGGCAUGUUAUGGAAUUAUAUUGUUCUCAAAAAUGAGCAAAGUGAGAGCUGAUCGAGCUUCCUGGGAAAGGUGGAAGGUUGCUAGUUUGGCGAUUGUCUGUCUCGUAAGCUUCACAUCAAGCGCUUCUAUUGCUAUCGGCACAAAUAUACCUCUGUUUUAUAGCUGGCAUGGAAAACAGCUUGAUGGCUUCUACACUGCCCUUUUGCUGGUUUUGUAUUAUUUCAUAGGUUCAUCAGUGCCCUCAGCCUUUAUUCUGCUUGUGAUGAGAGAAUUACCAAAUUGA
Messenger RNA from Striga hermonthica, 657 nucleotides. The record is from the annotation of a GenBank genome assembly. Lineage: Eukaryota; Viridiplantae; Streptophyta; Magnoliopsida; Lamiales; Orobanchaceae.